AUGCAUUUGGUUAAGCCAGCCAGAGUGUUCGUAAGGAGAGACUUGGGCCAUUUUCAGAGGAAGUUCCUCUUUAACGCGAGCACCAUAUCUAAGUGUAGUCAAAUCCAGAGCCCAUUUUCAUGCUUUACCAAUAAAGUGCAGAAAAGAAACUACCUCCACUUUGCUCGUACAUUACCGGAAGAUUACGAACUGCCGUUAGAUACAUUCCCAGAAAAUAUCAACGAAAUCUUAAAGAAGGAUAAAAAGACACUGGACUUCAUCCAGAGUUACUGGUACUGGAAGAUUCGUAGCGAGAGCAAUUUGCUAAAUUAUGAGAAGCUCGUGAAGAAGUCGUAUAAGCAGUUGGCCGUGGACAUGGGCAUGCAGAUUGCCAACCCGGAUAAUGAGCACAUGCUGGCCUUGCUGGAAUUUUACGAAUACCUAAAGUCUUCGCCAUUUGUUGGACCCUUUGGAACCAUUGAAAACCCCGUUAUUGUGCCCAGUGUACACACAGAGCGAGUCGUCUGCUGCACGGGGGGUACGGGGGAAAACGAGCACGUCCCUCUAUUCUUUCGAUGCAGGGAAGGGUUUUUAUAUCGCUGCGGAGAGUGUGAUCAAAUUUUUAUGCACGUGCGCGUGCUGUACUCACUGGAGGAUGGGAACGACCCCUUUCCCAAUGACCCCGAUGUAGAUGAUGUAUUUGAUUUAAAUUUAAUUGAAGAGAACAUGAGUCUGUACAACGACGACCAGUACGUCCGGUGGCCCACCGGGAAUGUGACCUACAGGCAGAUGUUUCUCCAGGGAAAAUGGGGAAAUCAGAAACCGAACAACGUUUCGUACAUAAGUUCUGAGAAGUGA
Messenger RNA from Plasmodium knowlesi strain H, 837 nucleotides. Its product is annotated as cytochrome c oxidase subunit 5B, putative. The transcript has 2 exons. Gene Ontology annotation, biological process: mitochondrial electron transport, cytochrome c to oxygen. Gene Ontology annotation, cellular component: mitochondrial envelope. The record is from RefSeq and is a predicted model, not a curated record. The coding region runs from base 1 to 837 and encodes 278 amino acids. NCBI's taxonomy places the organism in Eukaryota, Apicomplexa, Aconoidasida, Haemosporida, Plasmodiidae.